Molecule: messenger RNA, 6240 nt
Organism: Lytechinus variegatus (green sea urchin)
Lineage: Eukaryota; Metazoa; Echinodermata; Echinoidea; Temnopleuroida; Toxopneustidae
Product: myosin heavy chain, striated muscle-like
Exons: 21
Coding region: 86-4033 (1315 amino acids)
Cellular component (GO): centriole
Source: RefSeq, a predicted model, not a curated record
GAUAAUUGGACAAGUGUCAAUGGAUCAACCAAAUUGUAUCAAAAAUAUUCUCUUUGUUGCGAUAGAAUAGUGAGAUUGAAGUAACAUGGCGGAAAGGGUAAUGGAGAAAAAAAGCAUCUAUCAAGAUGACAACAUGGUGCAAACUUCUGAAGAAGAGUCAUCGGAUGAUACCAGUGCAUGGGACAGCGAUCCUGUGACCCAGAGGCAGAAGUCAAGCAGACAAUAUCACCCAGUCAGGGGUCAACCUGAAGAUGUUAGUCAGUCUGGUGGCAGCGACGAGGACGAUCCAGACCCCAAUUCCAACAUGGAAGGAAAACUUGAAAAUGGCAAGAUGUUCAGGGUUGGUCUGGAUAACGGAGAUAAGCGAGAAGCGGGUCGAGAAAGGAGGAUGGAAGGCAGAAGCGGUUUGAGGGAUGGUGGAGUUAGAGCUCAGAUAAAUGGUGGUGGACAUCACCGGAGCAAUCGUGCCAGUGGCAGUGAUGACCUUGACGAUGACCUUGAUAAUGGACAGGAAGAGGAAGAUGGAAGCACAGCAUCAGAAGGAGAUGGAGAGGUGCAUUCAAAUGAGAUAUCUUCCAAAGUUUACAAGGGACAAGAGCAGUUUGGGAGGGAAGACAAGAAUGAUGAUGGGAUGAAGGAAGAUCAAGAGGAGGAAGACAUUGAAGAAAUUGAUCUUACCAGAGAACAUCUUCAACAGAAUUUCUUGAGGAUGAAUAAUGGAGAAAGUCAAUUCCAGCAGUCAAGGGUGAUGUACCUACCCUCGUUUGGAUUCCUGGGACCCACUUCCCUUGGUCCGACAUCCCUCGGUCCUACCUCACUGAAUGCUGUCAUGGGAGAUCUGUUUGCUGGUGCCCCAAGUUUGGACAUCAAUCAAUCUGAUUCAGGAAGCAAUUUCACUGGGAAUGACCAGGACGAAGGACUCUACAAUGACUACAAUAUUGAAAGUCAAAGUUGCAAAGAAGGAAGACCUAGAGAAGAUGAUGAGAAUCUUGGUGAGCUAUUUACAACCCUUAGGCUUCAGCAUGAAGAACAAAUGAAAGCCCAGCAGGAUCACCAUAGAAAACAGCUUCAAUGGCUCAAAAACCAACUCAUCACUGAAAGAAAUGAUGAGAGCUUUCAGAAUGGUGCUGUUGAUCAUGGACCUGCUACCUCAGGGGUCCGACCACACGUCCAAGGUGCCAGUACAGAGGAAGGAGAUAGUGGCGAAACACAGUCUCAAGACGUAGACUCCGCACAUGCAUCAGGCCAAGUGAAUUUGGAGGAGGUGCCACUCCUUGACCAGGCAGAAAACAACUCGGAGACCUCCACUUGUGUGUCCAGCUCUCUGGACAUUACCCAGAUGACCACGUGGUCAGAUGUUCAUGGUCAUAGGCAGUCAGGAGAGGCUCAUAGAAACCUACAUCAGCAAGCAGCUACAGCAACUGAGGCAGCCAUACUGGAGGAGAUGCAGCGUAACUUUGAGUUGGAGCAAGCUGCCUUGCAUCAGGAAUACCAGUCCCAGGUCAACAGAUUACAGCAAGAGUGGUUGACCCAGCAACAGAUGCAGACACACCAGAAACAACUGGUUGAGGAUAUGUUGCAGCAACAAGAAAAGAGGUUGCAACAGAUGACGCAACUUCAAAAAGAUGCGGAAGAAACCAGUUCCAUCUAUUCAGAUUUUACUUACUGGAAGCUGGAGGAAGGAGAUACCUACAAGGACCUACCCCAUUCUAAACCGAGGGGAGGGCAACCAUCCAUGGAGAGGGACUCCCUGCUGUCAGAUGAUGCACAGAACACCCCUCAGGAUGAAAUGGUAUCAUCCAAGCAUUUGAAUAAGAACUCAAAUGGAGCCAAGCUUGUGGAAAGUCCGAGGACAUCUUCAAAUCGCAUCGACCUUCAGGAGAAGUAUUCUAGACACAUCGCUGACAUGGAGGCAUACUAUGAGGGAGAGCUUGAGGAUCUUCGUAAGCAGCUUGCUCAGGCCAGGCUAGCAUCAUCUGCCAUCGGGAAUGGUCAUGGGGAAGAGCUGGUGGGAGCGGAUACGAGCAAGCUCUAUAGGCAUUGCCAGCAGCUACAGACCAGCCUCGCUGCUGCUAAUAGUCGAAUACAGGAUCUGGAAAAUACAGUGAAGGCGCUGGAAUCCAGAUUGUUGGAAUGGCCGGACAGGUACAGUCUUGCUAAUACCAACAUUGAGAUCCUUCAGAAGAGAGCUGACGGCCUUCUUCACUUGGUCAAACAAAGAGAAGAUGACUUCAACAAACUGGAUAGAGAGAAUAGGAAGCUACAGUAUGAGCUCCUUGAAGCUCAAGAGCAACAGCAAUCACAGCAGAAUGAAGGCAAGAGAGAUCAGGUUAUGCUGAGUAAGUUGAUAGCAAAGCUCACUCAGCUGACUGAGCAGCAUGAUAAUACACAGGCUGAGCUUCUGAAGGUCCAAAUGAAACUAGAAGAGGCAAAUCUCUCAAUAACUGAUCUGAAGAGGACAGCUGUCAGGCAGGAACUGGAGAUCAGACAGCUUGAAGGUGAAAAGAAGAAACUCCUCAAUCACCAUGACGACCUUCGUCUCAUGGUGAGUCCUUUCCCCACCAGCCCCCUUCCAUCCAGUACCCGCCUCCAAAGUGGGAUUGGUGAAACCCAGCAGUCGGUGAAGAAUCUCAAUGGUGUGAACAGCUCCCUGAGGAGUCCCAGUGAAACAAGACCAAAUCUAUCAGAGGGCAGUCCACAUCAUGAUGCAACAUCUGCAAAGAGCCCAUCGAGUGUAGGAGACAGUCUGCGUCUGAGUGUGGAAGACAGGAAGUUCCUUCGAUCAGGAGCAAACUACAAUAUAUUGACCGGAGGGUUUUCAGGAGCAAAGGCUCCUAGCAUCGAUGUUACAAACAGUACUACUGAGCAACGUGAUGUCAUUUCCCCAAUUCAAGCAAUAACCUCACCUCGCGACACACUUCAUGCCCCCUUUGACUCUGACCUUGAAGAGCGCCCUCUUUCACCAAUGAUGAAAGCAGCAGCACAGUUUGAUAGAUGGCAGAGCAGUGGCAAGUCACCACGCAGCCAGUAUAAGUCGAGUCAAUCACCUACAGUGCCAGGCAUAAGUUCCCAUUUGAAUUCUACUGAAAUCCCUGUCAGAGAUUUACCAGUAAGGAAGAAUGAGACAAAUGUUGACCAAUUAGUGUCGUAUAAAAAGAGGACAAAGGAUGAGAAGAAUGGUGGGAGAAGAGACAAGGGUAGGCAAAUUGAGAGUAAAGAUGAAAAUAUAGGACUUAGGGUGAGAGUAUCUGCAGCACCUGUUCUUGACAAAGAGAAGGAGAGGUCCGCAAAGACUGCUUCUUACAAGAAACUGUCGACAAUCGCAGAUAUCAUCCAACCUGGAAAGAAUGACUCCAGUCUCCAUGUCUGGGCCUUGCACCAAAGUCCAGACACUGCAAUGUCCAGUAAGACCAGGAACUCUAAGGCAAGCCCGAGGCAAGGGGUAGCGGACUCACCAAGUCAGGCUGCAAGGAAGAACCUUGCGAAGUAUUCCCUCAAGGAUGGAGGUGGAACGGGAGGAAGCGAGAGGAAGAAGAGGACAAGCCCCAGGAGGAAUCUGUCAGCCAGCUUCCAAGCUUCGGAGAAGAAAAACAAGGAUGGGAUGAAUCUGAGGAAGGGAGAGAUGAGUAGUAAAUCAGUCCAAACACCAGGUGCUGGUGAAGACUCUCUUGAGGCGACGUUGCAGAAUGUAAGGGAGGGUCAUGUGAUCACAAGGGCUGACUGGGAGAAUGGAUUUGCAGAGAGCAGGUUAGCUGCUGACAAGAAUGCCAAAAGGAUGACAUCCAAAACGGCAGAGACGCCAGAAGCCAUUUUAAAAAGGCUUUCUAAAGAGAGUAAGAAACUAGAUGACCUCAUGUUAGAGAAAAGAAAGUUGGAGAGUGCCUUAUCUCAUCUGCCAAACUCCGGACCUGCUAAUGCCAAGAGAAUUGAACAACAGGAAAAACUUGAGGAGAGGCUAGACCAGGUGACAAGAGAGCUUGGAUCAGUCCGCAUGCUCCUUAGGAAGUACAACGCCCUCAAUAUGUCAUUUUAGACCAGUCCGUCCGACAAACCACACUCCUCAUCACUGGCAGUAUUUGUUCUUCUACUUCCACACACAUCCACCAUACUAAUGUGUUUACAUUAGAAGUAUGUGGCCAGUAUUAUGUUGUGUGUGAGGUCAGGUGAUUACUCUGUAUCUGGUCAGGUGAUUGAUUGUGUAUCCAGUCAUAUGUUAUAUUUUAUCACACAUGGAUAACAUUAUUGGUAAAAGCCCUUGUCCAGAUAGGUGUGAGUCAUGACGGAGGGUUACGGAUAUCCAUGGUAUAUACAAUUAAACUGCAUGGUGGCUCAGUGAUGGAGUACUCUCCCUAGGAACAGAAGGUCAUCAGCCUGACCCUUGGCUGAGAAUUGGUUGCAAGGCGACAUUCUUUAGGUCAGAUCAUCACCUAUCUGUCAGGUCAAAACAUGAACAUACUAAAAGUAAUCUAUUAAAUCAUAUUUUGUACUUUUUUUAUAUCUGAAAAAGACUCAAAACAAUGGUCACAAACAACAUGUGUAUCAAAAACUCAAUAUUUUUUUAGUUUUCUGUUUUCUAGAAAUACUAGAAAAUAUUAGAGCUAUACUCAGAUAGGUCCAUUACAACAGUUGUAAGAACUAAGUUCAACUCCAUAAUUUUGACAUAAUGCUUCAUGAUUGUAAUGUAUCAAGGCUGUUUAAAAUCCAUUUUUCAUAAGUGUCACGGGCUUCAUAGUUCAUACCAAUGUAAACUCUCCAGGUGCGAUUCGGCUUGAAGCGGGGGCUGGUUUAUAAGGUGCAAUGGGAAUAAUCCAAUCUCCACUUACCGACUUUAGGCGUGUAGAGGUCCGACAGACAAUCCAAUAUAACAAAUUGUUCCAAAUAUUGCACGAUCCCAAUGACACAAAAUCACCACAAGAUUAUAUCACAAAAAUAACUUGGCUAGCACAAGCGUAUUUGGAUUUCUCUUAGUGUAAAUGACGGAGAAAUAAGGGUAGUACACAAAUUUGAAAUGAUGCGGUGGAAGAUGAAAUGCUUGAAUUUUCUCCAAGUGAAAUGAAGGAGAUCCACACAAGUAUAUAGUGAUUUGAUGACUUUCUCAAAAACGCGUGUUUACUGGAUAAGAAAACUUUGAGAAGUGUUCGAAAAGAAAGUGGUAGCUUUUCAUCCCAAAAGAGAUGCAGGAUGCAAAAACAAUGAACAAAGAGAGAGGGGAGAGAGAGGUACCAAUUCGGAGAAUUUAUGGUGAGUCACAGGUGAAUGUGCUCUGCUGAGGGUCAUUCUUGACCGCUUGUUGACAUGUUUAUUAAACAGGGAGUGGAAGUAACUGAUAUCGAAGGGUAAUGUCCUCUCAAAGGUGAUGAGUAAUAGAAGGCAAAGUUGAGAAAUGAAAUAGGAUGAAAUUUGGAAAAUACUACAGGCUCGAGCCUAAUUACAACUUUCUUAUCAUUGGAUAAUCAACUGAAAAUGCUAUGUUGACUUGCAUAAUGAACGAAGACAAAUAUUUCACUUGCUGGUACUAGGGCUUGCUGUUUCCCUCCUCUCCACAAAUUGAACAGUGAUACUUUCUCUUGACCAAACUUGCUGCUCGCAAGGCAACGCAGCUUCGGGGAUGUAUACAUCCAAAGAAACCAGAGGACAUCUCGCAAGCUUUCCUCAACUGUACUUCUCCUUGAAGCACAAUCCCUGAGAUGACGAAACAGUUUGUUUGCUGCCUCACUCCCUUCUCCAAUAAGAGCUCCAAUGCUGCCUGGGCCAUCUGGGUUAUCGAGGAUUUCUUGCACAUGUUCAAUCACUUUGUGCAAGUAAUUUUGCCACAUAACAUAACCAAAGUCAUCUAGCAGUUCUUGGCCCAUCUUCACUGCAGUGGCCUUAUAUUUGGUGACCUUGUCUCGAACUGGCUUAAGAGCUCUGUAGACCUUCCUAAGUGAUCUGAAUUUUUCAAGUACAGAGGAUAGAUGAUGCCUCAUCUGAGCUGAAGAGAUGAGUUCAAGGAAGCAUUCCUCAUUCUUGAGAUCGAAAAGUUCUCUUGCAUAAUUGCCUGGCAUCAUUAGGGUUGGUGCCAAGUCAAUUUGGGAACGAAUGUGGUCAUUGAGCCUCUUCUCGGCAUCACUAAUGUACACUCUGAAAUCCUGAUUCUGUUCCCAUACUUGUACCCCUGCAAUCUCCCUGAUGACAACCUUCUUAAAGACCUUUAAAAAAGGAGACCUUCUGCCUUGUAGGCGGUUGGCAUGGUAAAGGGAA